GAAUUUUAUAUAUAACGUUAUUAUCAGGGAUUCUUAUAAAAAUGAAUUAUUUGUGAAUGUGUUUUCAAAUUGAAUUAUGUUUGUGGAAGUCUGUGGAACUGGCGACAAAUUAAGAAAAAAAGAAGAUAUUAUCAUGUAUGUUUAACACUUGCGUGUUUGCAUUUGUUCAAAAUGAUUUCAUUGCGAAGAACGGUCAAUACAAUACAAUUGGUUUGGUUCUGCUUCCCAUCAUAAUUCCUUAGAACAAUGAUAGAACAACUUUUCUAUAAAAUAAAAUUUUAACAAACUGUUGUCGAAAGUGAGCUAUGGAAAACUGAAAUCUUUAACCUUGAAGUUUAAACAGAAUGUUUAAGUAAAGCACAAUGUGUCUGAAGUAACUAUAAAGUUGCAUAUAUGUAAAUGCGAAUGUUAACCUAAAUAAUUCGUUUUCUUGGACACCUUCAAUAUCCAUGGAGUCCCAAACCGUACGGAGCAUGGGGCCAUUUCCCCUCGAUACCAGCUCGCAAAGUGGUGAUUCAGAAAAUGAAUACUUCGAUAAUAGUAUUGAGCUCCGUGGUUAUCUUAGCAAGUGGACGAAUUAUAUAUAUGGGUGGCAACCGCGCUAUAUUGUAUUAAAAAACGGCACACUUUCUUAUUAUAAAUCAGAAUCAGAAUCGGAUUUCGGAUGCAGAGGAGCUAUCAGCCUCAGCAAGGCUACAAUAAAGGCUCACGAUACAGACGAACUUCGGUUUGAUGUGGUAGUUAAUAAUUAUAACAAUUGGUGUUUACGUGCGGAAACUCCAGAAGACCGCAUUCAUUGGGUCGAGGUAUUGCAAAUGUAUAAGGAGGAUACAGCAAGCACAGAUACUACGUCCCUACGGCGUCAUGGCAGCACCAUGUCUUUGCAGUCAAAUACAGUUUCGGUGGCCAGCGGCAACAGUCUAAAAAAAACACAAAGAAACUUAAAGGAAAAAGCAGGUGAAAUAGAGACAUUUAAAGAUAUACUUUUCGGACAGAUCGAAACUCUCCAAAGAUAUUUUGAUGCUUGUGCCGAUAUUAACAAGACAACAGGAAAAUCCCUUGAUCUAGGCGAUGGCUUAAAACCAAUCGAUUUUAAGGGAGAAUCAAUCACUUUUCGUGCCACAACUUCCGGUGUAUUAACAACACUUCAACACUGCGUAGAUAUAAUUGCUGAAAGUGAUGAUUUGUGGAAAAAGAAGUUGGAGAGGGAAAUAGACAGGCGAAAACGAACUGAAGAACAAAAUCGAAAGUACAAGGAGGAGAUCGAAAAAAUUAAACGUAUUUCAUAUCCAGGACCCGAUUUUGAGGAGGGUCCACAUUCCACGCUUCCCGAAGAUGAGUUCUUUGAUGCCGUUGAAACUGGCCUGGAAAAAAUCGAGGAAGACAUGCAACUUCGCGCUAAGCUAAAGUUGCAGUCGCAGCAAUCUUUGACGGUGGCGCAAGCACCGUAUCAAGUCCAGCUUGAAGGAAACACUCCCAGCCUAGAAGAGUUCGGCACUGGCGGAUUAGCCAGAAGUCACAUACUGUGGCCGGAGAUCGAUCGUGUUUGCAGUGAACAGUUGCGAUAUGCUCGCGAAGGAGUUGGUGAGGGUGGUAACGGUUGGCAAAUAUUUGCUGAUGAAGGUGAAAUAAAAAUGUACAAGCGAGAAGAAGAAGUAAAUGGAUUAGUUAUGGAUCCCUUGAAAGCAUAUCACAGCGUUAAUGGGGUUACAGCACGUGAAAUGUGCCAUUACUUCUUCAUGCCCGAGUUUCGCAAUGAGUGGGAGACCACUCUUGAAGACUGCACCAUUCUAGAAAAAAUUUCGCCCGACACAUUCGUCUUCUUACAAACACAUAAACGUAUAUGGCCUGCCAGUCAACGGGAUGCACUUUUUUGGUCACAUAUGCGUAAAAUUACAGAUGGACUUGAUGAGGACGCUGUAGAUAUGUGGGUCGUUUGUAAUAACUCAACGGAUUACUCUAAACAGGAAUCAAAAAAUGGCAAAUGCGUUCGCAUUUUUCUGACCGUAAUUUUAGCCUGCCAGACACGUUUACCCCCUGGAAAAACAAAAAAUGAUGAUCUUAGUCGCGACGAAUUAGCUUGUAAAAUCACAUAUUGCUCUGUUGUCAAUCCUGGUGGUUGGGCGCCUGCUUCCGCUUUGCGAGCCGUUUACAAGCGCGAGUAUCCUAAGUUCCUGAAACGUUUUACCGGAUAUGUGAUAGAUCAAUGCAAGAACAAACCAAUAAUGUUCUGAUAUUAGCAGUCAUUUCCUUAAAAAAUGUUUUCAAACUGUAAUGGAUUUGAGUGAAAAAUUUUUGUUAACAUAUCUUUUCAGUUUCCAUUUUUUUGUUGAUAAUAAGAAGAAUUAACAUUUAAAACAUAAAUACCGUUCGGUUGAUCCUCGAAAGAAAAUAAGCGUAUAAUAAUAUUUUACUCAGUACGAGGGUUUGAGGCUUCUUUAUAUGUUAAAUAAAAAUUUUUAAACACGCAUGGAAAGUGUAAAUAUAAACAUAAUAUACGUUGCUCA
Rhagoletis pomonella (apple maggot) is the source of this 2507-nucleotide messenger RNA. It is a transcript of the gene cert, whose product is annotated as ceramide transfer protein. Gene Ontology annotation, cellular component: Golgi apparatus. Gene Ontology annotation, biological process: ER to Golgi ceramide transport. The coding region runs from base 450 to 2234 and encodes 594 amino acids. Gene Ontology annotation, molecular function: phosphatidylinositol-4-phosphate binding. The record is from RefSeq and is a predicted model, not a curated record. The transcript is spliced from 10 exons. NCBI's taxonomy places the organism in Eukaryota, Metazoa, Arthropoda, Insecta, Diptera, Tephritidae.